AUGGACUUGACCAGAAACGUGCUUCGUCUGUUCUUAAACAGGCCGCAACCGAAGGAGAUGGCACGCUGGAAAAUAUCUGCCAAGUUACUCACCGGAUUUGUGACCGACCUUCUUCAAGUUAUAAUCACCUUGGAUGCAGUGGGUCGCGUGAACUCCCAGUUCUACAUGGGGAUGGCUCUGCAGUUCUGGAUGUCGGCCAUUCUGAACUUGGCCGUAUCGCAGCAUUACCUGAUAAUGCUUUUAAUUCUGACGCAGUAUCAGCUACUCAACUCUGAGCUGCGACAGGUGGUCGACGAGAGUAAGGAGUUGAGCAGGAAUCCACCGCGACAGGGUGUUUUCAUGACCAGGUGUUGUUCCCUGGCGGAUCGGCUGGAGAGCAUAGCCCAGCUUCAGAGCCAGCUGCAGUCGAUUGUGCACCAAACGGAUCAAGUAUUUGGCGUCCAUGGGGUCACGGUCUACGGUGGUUAUUACAUGACCAUGGUUGCCACUGCUUACCUGACCUAUAGCAUUCUCAAAAAUGGCUACGAAGAGAUGCACAUGACCUUCAGAACUGUGAUCCUGAGCUACACUUGGUGGUUAGUUUACUACCUGGAUGGCGCGCUCAGUAUGUUCGUCAUAUUUUUUGUCCUGGACGAGCAUAAGAAGAUGUUGGUUCUUUUGGAGGAGAGAACAUUGUUUGCCACUGACUUGGAUGUGCGUCUGGAAGAAUCCGUAAGAUGUAUUUGA
Messenger RNA from Drosophila elegans, 726 nucleotides. Its product is annotated as putative gustatory receptor 36c. Gene Ontology annotation, cellular component: membrane. The record is from RefSeq and is a predicted model, not a curated record. The transcript has a single exon. Lineage: Eukaryota; Metazoa; Arthropoda; Insecta; Diptera; Drosophilidae. The coding region runs from base 1 to 726 and encodes 241 amino acids. Gene Ontology annotation, biological process: sensory perception of taste.